Rosa chinensis is the source of this 849-nucleotide messenger RNA. RefSeq names its product disease resistance protein RUN1-like. The record is from RefSeq and is a predicted model, not a curated record. Bases 1 to 849 code for a protein of 282 amino acids. The transcript has a single exon. Lineage: Eukaryota; Viridiplantae; Streptophyta; Magnoliopsida; Rosales; Rosaceae. Gene Ontology annotation, biological process: defense response. Gene Ontology annotation, molecular function: ADP binding.
AUGGGUUCCCGCGUUGAUGAUUUAUUAAGCAAUUACAUAUAUUCGCAGCUUGUUGGGGUGCGUUUUAUAGGGAUCCAUGGCAUGCGGGGCAUAGGAAAGACAACGCUUGCUCGAGCUAUCCAUGAUCAAAUUUGUCUGGAUUAUGACCGAACCUGCUUUCUUUCCAAUGUUAGAGAAAUGUCUAAAAACAAUGGCCUAGUUUCUCUACAAGAAAAACUUCUUUCCAGAAUCCUGAUGACAAAAAUUGAAAAUAUAGGGGAUGAAUACAUAGGAGCUGCUAUGAUACAAAGGCGGUUGUGUAGAAAAAAGGUGCUUGUUGUUAUUGAUGAUGUGGAUCAGUUGACACAAUUAGAGAAAUUGGCUGGAAGUCGCAGCUGGUUUGGUCCAGGGACUAGAAUUAUCAUAACCACCACAGAUGUUCAGUUGUUAAAGGCACAUGAUGUUGAUGCUACAUACAAAGUUAACGAGUUAAACUGUGGUGAAGCACUUCAACUUUUGAGUUUGAAGGCUUUUAAGAAAUGUCCCCCACCAGAAGAUUAUUUGGAUCUGUGCUACGAUAUUUUAGGGUAUGCUCAGGGGCUUCCGUUGGCUCUCGUGGUUUUAGGUUCUUUUCUGUCUGGUAGAGGGGCUGAUAAAUGGGCAAGUGCAAUAGAUAGGCUGAGAAGCACACCAGAUAAACGCAUUAUUGACGUGCUUCGGAUUAGUUUUGAUGACCUGCAUAAAAAAGAGAAAGAAAUAUUCCUACAUAUUGCUUGCUUUUACAAGGGGAAGGAUAAGGAUCGUGUGACACAAAUACUAGACUAUUGCCAGCUACAACCUGUCAUUGGUUUAGAUGUUCUCGCUGAUUGA